Molecule: messenger RNA, 876 nt
Organism: Odobenus rosmarus divergens (Pacific walrus)
Lineage: Eukaryota; Metazoa; Chordata; Mammalia; Carnivora; Odobenidae
Gene: TMEM221
Product: transmembrane protein 221
Exons: 3
Coding region: 1-876 (291 amino acids)
Source: RefSeq, a predicted model, not a curated record
AUGGCCCGGUCGUACGGCGGCCGGGUGCUGGCCGCGAUGACCCUGCUGGGCAUCCCCGCGGCUGUGCUGGCGGCGCUGGGAGCGCAGCUGCUGUUCCAGCUGCAGGCGGGCCGCGCGGAGCUGCGCACACUGCGCGCCGACGGGCUCGGCCCCGAGCUGGGUGCCGGCCCCGGGCUGCCCGAGGACGCGGCCGGGGCGCUGCUGCCGCUGGCCGCCGCGCUCGCCGCGCUCGCCCUGGUGUUGGGCCUCACCUGCCUUCUGCUCGCCGCGCUCUGCGGCCACCUGGGCGCCGAGCUGGCGCGGGGGCCCGGCCCCGGCAGGUCUGACUGGUUUCUCUAUGACUGCCGCCUCCUCAGACACGUGGCCCUUGGCCUUUUCUGCUGUGGGGUCUCUGUCUACUUAGCAGCACUGUCCAUCUAUGCCCUGCUGCUCUUUGAGAUCGAGACAGGUGCAGCAGCCGCCUCCAUCUUUGGAGUGGGUGCUCUGGUCUUGGUGGCGGCGCUGACCCACACUCUGCUCCGAGCUGCCCGGGCCACCCACCGCGGCCUCCAUGAACUGUCCCCACCGCACUUUGAAGACGACCCUGUCCACCCUGCUAGAGUCUCCAAGGCCAGCCCCAGGGCUCCGCCCCAGCAGGGUACCCACCACCGGACCCCCUACUCAUCCUUCCCAGAACCUGGGGGCCCCCUUAGACCCACGUUCGCUGCUACAGCACCUGUAGCCAUGGAGGGAGGCCGGGAGACCAGCCUGCCUUUAUCCUACAUGCACCGGACACUGUCGGUUGGCAGGGGGCACUGGGAAGGGGUCACCCACGAGAUGCACAGCAUGCUAGGCCACCGGCCAGGGGGCUCAGGGAAGGACUCCACACUGGUGUGA